Melopsittacus undulatus (budgerigar) is the source of this 2505-nucleotide messenger RNA. RefSeq lists its product as uncharacterized. Lineage: Eukaryota; Metazoa; Chordata; Aves; Psittaciformes; Psittaculidae. Gene Ontology annotation, cellular component: cytoplasm. The record is from RefSeq and is a predicted model, not a curated record. The transcript has 19 exons. The coding region runs from base 28 to 2220 and encodes 730 amino acids.
UCCCGAUCCCUUUCUGCAUCCCGUGGGAUGAUGGAGACACCCCCAGGAGCCCCCCGGCAGGCCUGGGAGAGCGAUGAGGAUUCCAAUGGGAGCACCUCCUCACUGGAGGCCUGUGAGGAGUCCCCAGUUCUGCUAUUGAAGCCUCAUGCCAGCUGGUUACCAGUGUAUGAACUGGAGCAGGACAAGGUGGACCUCAUCGAGGCCUUUGACAACACUGCAGCCGUGUCUGAGCAGGAGAAGGUUGAAUUCCUUCGGAGCAUUUGCCUCCUGCUCUACACCGCCAGGCGCCGCGGCUUGAAACAGGGGCUGGAUACCUUCUGCAAGAACAACCAGCUCGUGCAGACCAUCCAGGCAAUACUCCAAGAGCAGCCUGUCACCGAGGUACACACGGAUGUGUGGCACCUCGCCAUGGAAGCCGUCGUGGAACUGAGCUCAGUGCAGCCAGGGCUUGAGGACCUGGGGACAAGCUUCGCAGAGAUCUGUUGUAUGAGCAUCUUCUUCCUGCCUCCAGAAGAGGAGUUCUCGGAGGUGGAGACCUUCUACUAUGAACAUGCACUGGAAGCCAUGGAUGGCAUGCUCAAGAGCCUGGUUGUCAACUCUGCAGACCCCGAGGCCGGCGAGGAGCUGAAGAGCAUCCUGCAGCUCCUGCUGUGCUUCAGCUGCAACCCCAGCAGCACUGUGAGGAACCGGGCCCUGGGCAGGAUCAAGGCCCUGAGCCGGGUCCUGCGACUGCGCCACUACACGCUGAAGAAGCCGUUCCUGGCCCAGGGAAGCCACUUCAGCCGCCUGGACCCAGAGCAGCUCCUGGGCCAGCUCCUGGGCCAGUUCCUCCUGUUCCGGUUCAGCGAGGACGGGACCAGCAACACGGCCCUGGAUGUGCUCCGGAACAUCUACAAGUACCUGAUGCAUCACAGAGAACGGCGAAAGCAGAAGCAAGUGGAAGAGCGCAGAUUGGAAUUAGACGCAAGCCCCCGAGUACUCACUAUGAAGUUUGCAGUGCUCCUGUUCCCACGGGAGCGGAUGGAGAUGGUCUGUGUGCUCAUUGAGGCCAUGAAGGACUCGAGCAUCUUUGACAAGAGGGUGGCAGAGAACAUCCUGGAGCUGGUCCUGCGUGACCCUGACUUCUGGCUGCUGGAGAUACCCAGCGUGGUGAGGAGCAUCCAUGAAUGCCUGAGGAACAGCAGCAUAGAAGAGAUGUGGAGGAUGGAUGAGCUCAUCACCCUCAUGGCCAUCAAGUAUCCCAGGGAAUUGAUUGUCACCAUGGUCCUCAACGUGCCCUUGAGAGAGAGCUCCGACCUGGUCAUGUGGGACAUGGUCCUGAGCAUCUCUGAGCCCAUAGAAACCCUGCAGGAGCUCCUGGGAAUGAUCGAGCCCAGGGCCUCCGAUGCUGGGGGGGCCGAGGGCCCCCAGGGGGUGGUGACCGUGGCUACACUGAUGGAAAAGCUCUUGAGGCUCUCAAAGGAAUGCAGAUUGGCAAGGAAACUGCAGCAGCUCCUGCCCCACAUCCUGGGCAGGCUCUGGGAUGUCACAGAGAAGCUCCAGAUAAAAGGCCUGCUCAUCCUACAGAAUGUGAUGAAGCACCUCUCGAGGGAGGAGGCCAGCCCCAUUGCCGUGGGGCUGGUGCAGGACCUGCGGCCCUUCUUUGAUGCAGGAUGUGAGCGGCUCCGGGCGCUCUCCAUCCGCUUGGUCUGCUUCCUCCUGGAGAUGAUGCUUGGUUGUGACUGGAGGAGGAUACGGAGCAAGACUUGGGAUCUGCUGCUCCCUGUCUUCUUCCAUCUAAAUGACAAAAGCCACAGCGUGGUCAAGGCUUCCCGGAAAGCUCUCUUUGCUGUGGCGACGCUCCUGGGAUGGGAAGACCUCCAGCACCUAUUGGAGACCAAGCAGAUGUGGAGGGUUAUGGAAUGCUUGGUGAAGCGGAGCAGGAAGAGGAUGCAGGCAUGCCUGCACCACAGCCUGCAGUACCUGCGGGAUGCUCAGGUCCCCCUGCGAGAGGCAGCCGUCAGGUUCAUUGGAUUGGCUGCGCGGCCCCUAAGAGGGGAAAGCUCUGGGACGCUGGAGGAGAUCUGCAGAGCCCUGGAAGUGCUGAUGGAAGAGGCCGAUCCCGAACUCCGUUCCCUGACGGCUCAGACCCUGCUCAUCCUCCGGAGCACACCGGAGCAGCAGAGCCUGGGAUGCAGCCUGUGGGCGCUCUGGUGCUGGGAACGGCGCAGUUUUCCUUAGGGAAGAGGAUGGCAGAGACAAACCUGGACCAAGGAGCUCCGGAGCCCGAAGGUUCCCAUUCCCUGCUCUCCAUCUCCAUCAGCAUCCAGGCAGCACGGACUCCAAACCUUAUCCCGUUAUCCCGCAAGGAAGAUGCAGGGAUUCCUUCCGGGCUUCCGUGGAUCAGGAAAGGGGACGCUGCUGCGGAAGGAAACGGUGUUCCCAAAGGAGUUUGGUCCAUUAUUUACACACCAUGUAACAGGAUGGAAUAAUGAGGAUUUACCAGAUGUGCUCAGUAUACUUGUC